AUGGCGCAGCAAGGAGCUCAGCUGGACGGAGCUAAAUUCUGCUGUUCCAUCUGUUUGGAUCUACUGAAGCAUCCAGUGACUAUUCCCUGUGGACACAGCUACUGUAUGAGCUGUAUUAACAACGUCUGGGAUGGAGAGGAUGAGAAGAAAAUCUACGGCUGCCCUCAGUGCAGACAGACCUUCACACCGAGGCCUGUCCUCAUGAAAAACACCAUGUUAGCAGAUAUAAUGGAGGAGCUGAAGAAGACGGGUCUCCAAGCUGCUCCUGCUGCUGCUACUGAUCACUGCUAUGCUGGACCUGAGGAUGUGGCCUGUGAUGUCUGUACUGAAAGGAAGCUGAAGGCCCUCAAGUCCUGUCUGGUGUGUCUCAUCUCAUAUUGUGAGACACACCUCCAGCCUCAUUAUGAAUCUGCUGCAUUUGAAAAACACAAGUUGGUCAAUCCCUCGGAGAAACUCCAGGAGAACAUCUGCUCUCAUCAUGAUGAGGUGAUGAAGAUGUUCUGUCGUACUGAUCAGCAUAUUAUCUGUUAUCUCUGCCCCGUGGAUGAACAUGAAGGCCAUGACACAGUCUCAGCUGCAGCAGAAAGGACUGAGAGGCAGAGAGAACUCGAGGUGAGUCGACUAAACAUCCAGCAGAGAAUCCAGGACAGAGAGAAAGAUGUGAAGCUGCUUCAACAGGAGGUGAAGGCCAUCAGUCGUUCUGCUGAUAAAGCAGUGGAGGACAGUGAGAAGAUCUUCACUGAGCUGAUCCGUCUCAUCGAGAAAAGAAGCUCUGAUGUGAAGCAGCAGAUCAGAUCCCAGCAGGAAACUGAAGUGAGUCGAGUCAAAGAGCUUCAGGAGAAGCUGCAGCAGGAGAUCACUGAGCUGAAGAGGAAAGACGCUGAACUGAAGCAGUUCUCACACACAGAGGAUCACAACCAGUUUCUACGCAACUACCCCUCAGUGUCACAACUCAGUGAAGCUACAGACUCAUCCAGCAUCAAUAUCCGUCCUCUGAGAUACUUUGAGGAUGUGACAGCAGCUGUGUCAGAGCUCAGAGAUAAACUACAGGACAUCCUGAAGGAGGAAUGGGCAAACAUCUCACUGACAGUGACUGAAGUGGAUGUUUUACUGUCAGAUAUACAUCCAGAGCCCAAGAUCAGAGCGGAUUUCUUAAAAUAUUCAUGUGAAAUCACACUGGAUCCAAACACAGCAAAAAAAAAUCUGCUAUUAUUUGAGGGGAACAGAAAAGCAACUGUAGCAAAUUGCACACAGUCUAAUUCUAGUCAUCCAGACAAAUUCAUUGAUUGGUGUCAGGUCCUGAGUAGAGAGAGUCUCACUAGACGUUGUUAUUGGGAGGUGAAGUGGACUGGGAGAGGAGGUUAUGUAGCAAUUGCAUACAAGAAUAUCAGCAGAGCAGGACGUUCGAAUGAAUGUAAAUUUGGGCACAAUGACAAGUCUUGGGCUUUAGAUUGCGACACUGACAGUUAUAAAUGUUUGUUCAACAAUAUCUCAACUCCAGUCUCAGGACCUUGUUCCUCCAGAGUCGGAGUGUACCUGGAUCACAGAGCAGGUAUUCUGUCCUUCUACAGCGUCUCUGAAACCAUGACUCUCCUCCACAGAGUCCAGACCACAUUCACUCAGCCUCUCUAUGCUGGACUCUGGUUUAAAUAUAUUGGAGACACAGCUGAGUUGUGUAAACUCAAAUAG
Messenger RNA from Scomber japonicus (chub mackerel), 1689 nucleotides. RefSeq names its product tripartite motif-containing protein 16-like. Bases 1 to 1689 code for a protein of 562 amino acids. The transcript has a single exon. The record is from RefSeq and is a predicted model, not a curated record. Gene Ontology annotation, molecular function: protein binding; zinc ion binding. Lineage: Eukaryota; Metazoa; Chordata; Actinopteri; Scombriformes; Scombridae.